GUUUUCAGAUUCCUUAUUUUCGAACACUUGCCAGAUUGACACCAAGUUUUUGUCAUUGAAUUACCUGGGCAGCUACCUGUUGCCACAAUCAUCGAAGGGCUGUGUCCUGUCUCUGCCUGAGAAAAACAGAGAGGUGCACAUUAUUGACCUGCAAGCCCCGAACUCAAGCAGUGCUUUCCAGGUGGAUGUCAUUGUGGAUCUAAAGCCUCUGAAGAAUGAUGGCGUGGUGGUUCGGGAUGUCACCUUGCUUCUUAAAUGUGCUAAGUCAGUCAACUGGGUUGUGAAGACCCACAACGUGAUGGGGAAGCUGGAUGUAGUGGCCUCCGAUUCAGUGAGUGUGAGUUCCCAGAUGUCGGUGUCCCAAUCCCCCAAACAAAGCUUGCCAUCAGGACCACAAGCCUUGAUCAAGUGGGCGGAGGAACACAGCUACGGUCCUGUUACAACCUACACCAACACUCCUGUGGCCAACCACUUCAAUAUUCGACUGAGAGAACCAGAUGUGGUGGAUCGUCUGGAGAACAGAUCGCUUCCUGAUCUGUCUAUCCUGCACCACUCUAGUCCUCAGCCAGGAGACGGACCUGCAUCUCGGCGCUCCAGUCUGCCCUUUCCAUUCUCUCCACCAUUGCCUGCAGAUUUCCAUCCCCUGCCCAGUGGCUCUGACCGGCCCUGGGAGGAUGACGAUCUGGAUGAUCAGAGGGCCGUUUUGAAUGUGGGGCUCAGCGUGCAGUGUUUGGACCAGAAGAUGGUGGUCAGCGUAAACAAAAAGAGCCUGCAAGAACAUGGUUUCACUCAUGCCAACCUCACAUUGCAAGACCCAGAAUGCAAAGCGAGAGUCAAUGCCACCCACUACACACUGGAAACUCCUCUCACUGGUUGUCAGACCACCAUAUUUCCUGUGCCCAAUAGUCUCUCGGCUCUCUACAUCAACACUGUGAUAGUAAGUUCUGCUGAGACGAAAGAUUGGAGCAGUGGUCCGGUGAAUUUUGAGGGUCUAGACUCUGAAGACGGACCAUUCUCUAAAGACCCAGUGGAGCCAGAGGGGAUAUUAACAGAAGAAAACCAGCAAGUGUCUAUAAUAGAGUUCAAUUGCUCAUAUAAGAUAAACAAGGCAAUCUCGAGAACACCCCCCAAGCCUGUUCCAGGACCAGCCAGGCCACCAGAGAGCAACACAACGUUUUAUAUGGAGUUGUACGACACCCUGCCAUACAACAGUCCUUCACGGCAAGCCUUCUUCACAGUUUCCCAAGAGCAGGAAGUGUUUGUGCAGAUCACAUCAGCCAUUUCAGAGCCUGGUGUUGGGUUCACCAUCACAUCAUGCUUCAUUUCUCCCAGCUCGGACCCCAGUGUGCCCUCUGACUACUUCGUCAUAGAGACACUUUGCCCCACAGAUGACUCUGUCUACUACAUUCAGAAGGAUUUACCUGUUCAUGCUGAAAAGAUGGAGAAGAAAAUUUUCAGCUUCACUUUUAACUCAAAGUUCAACUUGAAGCUUCUUUAUCUGCACUGUGAGAUGUCUCUGUGCUCCAAGAAUUCUCAGAGGAACCGAGAGUUACCAGAGUGUUUGGCCUGUGAUUCAUUUUCUGUGGACAAAAUUGUGCCACUGAUGAUGAAGACCAAGGUGUUGACGAAGUCACUGGUUGUGGUUGAUCAUCCAGACCUUACAGAUCAUCCUGUUACAAAACCUGACAACCCAAAGGAUCCUACAAACGAGCGAACAAUGUAUCUGAUGGACACUCCAACAGUGAUGGGGAUCGCCUUUGCAGCAUUUGUGAUUGGGGUUCUGUUGACAGGAGCCCUGUGGUUUAUCUACUCACACACAGGUGGGACAGCAGGUACACAGCCGGUCCAGAAGUCUCAGCCUGUGUCAGAACACAGCAGUGCAGCUCCCAGCAUCGGCAGCACGCAGAGCACACCGUGCUCCAGCAGCAGCACGGCAUAG
Molecule: messenger RNA, 1939 nt
Organism: Nematolebias whitei (Rio pearlfish)
Lineage: Eukaryota; Metazoa; Chordata; Actinopteri; Cyprinodontiformes; Rivulidae
Gene: tgfbr3
Product: transforming growth factor, beta receptor III
Exons: 12
Coding region: 299-1939 (546 amino acids)
Source: RefSeq, a predicted model, not a curated record